GACUGGAGCAUGUGGGUGUGUGUAUUGAAAGAGAAAGAGAGCGAGAGAGAGAGACUUGCAGGCGACUUGUUUGCUGAGGAUAUUAGAUUUCUCUAUUCAUCGUCGUUACUUCUUUCUCCUCUCUUCCAGCUCUCAGAGGACGUCUGAUGUGCUGUCAAUCCCCGUUGUAGCCUCUCACUCUCGUUUUGUCUGGCCGUGGACACCGACUGGACAGCCGUGAUAUGUUCGAAACGGGGCCGGUACAUUACCACACCUUUAUUGUGCGUUGAAGCCACUGUCUGAAUAGCGAAGGGACUACCCGCGAACCGAAUAAUUCCUGAAUGGUUCAGUUGGGACUGUUUUUUCGUUCGUAUUUUUAUGUUCGGCAUUUUGCUCCAGAAUAAGUCUGUUUUAAAAGAUCAAGACAAGUGAAUGGCUAUACCAAUAUCAGUGGUACUGUAAACCAAGUCAUAGCCCAGAGGAGACCCUAACAUCAUUCGAUUGUGGCAUUCUUGGAUCUUACUUUUUGUGAGUAGAUUGUGGGAUAAUAUAUAUAUUUUUUUCCCACGGAUCUUUGGAUUAGCAGAACUGUUGAAUUGAUACCGGCUAAUACACGUAAUACUCACCAAGAAGAAAGAUGGGGAAGAGUGUCUAGUAUCGCCAGGAGAGGAAUGCCCCAGACUGUGUGCCCAGCAGCAGGCACCAUGUUCACCCCCAGUGGCUUCAGCCCCCACCUGGCCUCCACCUGCUCUGAGGCUGACCCGGUGAUCGAGGAUGAAGGGGGCCCUCAGGAGGCCCGGGGUCCUGGGGCUUGCCUGGCCGAAGGACCCCCCAUCACCUCGGCCUCCCUGGACACCCUCAUCCAGCACCUUGUGCCCACCACAGACUACUACCCAGAGAAAGCCUAUGUGUUUACGUUCCUGCUGAGUGCUCGUCUGUUCAUCUCUCCUCCUGAGCUACUGGCCAGACUCUGUGAGACCUGCAUUAAACAACAGCAGCUGGACCAGAGUCCACUGGACAUGGCUAAAGUGAGGAAGUUUGGUCCCAAGAUCCUGCAGCUGCUAACAGAGUGGACAGAGACGUUCCCCACAGACUUCAGAGAGGAGAAGAUGGUGGGCCUGUUCAAAGACAUUAUCCACAGGAUAGCACCCUGUGAUGAGGUGUACUGGAAGACACUGAGCCAGGUCCUGCAGACUCUGAACCAGAAGCUUGCAGCCAUCGCCCAGGGAGAGGAGUGCAUCGUCAAAGUGAAUGCCUCCUCGGUAUCCUCAAUCUCUGACAAGCUGGUGGCCUUCAAGACCAAGUCUCCACCCAUCCAGAAGGAAAUGCUGUCUAUCUGCAACGACCCUUACACACUUGCACAGCAACUCACCUAUAUAGAACUGGAACACCUGAGUCACAUCGGCCCUGAAGAGUUUGUACAAGCCUUUGUUCAGAAAGACAAACUGGAUAGCACUCAGCCGUGUUUCAGUGAGCAGAAGAAGAAGACCACUAACUUGGAGGCUUAUGUCAGGUGGUUCAACAGGCUGUGCUACCUGGUGGCCACUGAGAUCUGCAUGCCUGCUAAGAAGAAGCAGAGGGCCCAGGUGAUUGAGUUCUUCAUCGAUGUGGCCAGAGAGUGCUUCAACAUCGGCAACUUCAACUCCCUCAUGGCCAUCAUCUCUGGUAUGAAUAUGAGUCCUGUGUCUCGACUGAAGAAGACCUGGGGGAAAGCCAAGACUGCCAAGUUCUUCAUUCUGGAGCAUCAGAUGGACCCUACUGGAAACUUCUACAACUACAGAACAGCACUGAGGGGAGCUGCCCACAGGUCCCAGACUGCUAAUAGCAACAGGGAGAAGAUUGUGAUUCCCUUCUUCAGCCUACUGAUCAAAGAUAUCUACUUCCUGAAUGAGGGAUGUGCCAACCGCUUGCCCAAUGGCCAUGUUCAUUUUGCGAAAUUUGUGGAGUUGGCUCGUCAGGUGGGCGAGUUUAUGACGUGGAAACAGAUGGAGUGUCCAUUUGAGACAGAUAGGAGCAUCCUACACUACCUCCACACUGCUCCCAUCUUCAGUGAGGAUGGACUCUAUCUGGCAUCCUAUGAGAGUGAGAGUCCAGAGAACCAGGUGGAGAAGGACAGAUGGAAAGCACUCAGAUCUAAUAUUCUGGGGAAGACAAAAGAGUUAAAAGAGCUAAGAGAGCACCAUGGCAGCUAACCCUCAGGCCAGCCCAGCGAGGGAGGGAGUCGGUGUACUGCACUACAACAAACUGUGAAGGAGCCUAGCUGGUACUUAGGUGUUUUUCUACACAUGAAGAAUAGAAAUGAGGAAACAAUCAUGAUGAACAGGAUUCAUCAUUAACAUGACCAGUAAAAACAAGAAAAGAAGAACAAACGUCAACAAGCGGUGAAAAGUGAAGCUAUCAUGGACACUGACUGGAGUAUAAUAAGGCCAUGGUUUGACUAUUGUACAUU
This is a messenger RNA of Oncorhynchus masou masou (cherry salmon), 2428 nucleotides long. Its product is annotated as ras-GEF domain-containing family member 1C-like. The transcript is spliced from 14 exons. The record is from RefSeq and is a predicted model, not a curated record. Gene Ontology annotation, biological process: positive regulation of GTPase activity; Ras protein signal transduction. Gene Ontology annotation, molecular function: guanyl-nucleotide exchange factor activity. The coding region runs from base 651 to 2171 and encodes 506 amino acids. NCBI's taxonomy places the organism in Eukaryota, Metazoa, Chordata, Actinopteri, Salmoniformes, Salmonidae. Gene Ontology annotation, cellular component: plasma membrane.